AUGCUCAUCCACCUGCUCAUCGCACUCAUCGCACUUAUUUUCACCACAGCCCGCGCCUACUCCAACCCCACAACUGUCCUCACGAUGCCCCAGACCUACAACAAGGCCUUCAUCCCCCUCGAGUCCAACCCGGACGUCUUCAACGAGCUCAUCGCCCUCCUCGGCGUUCCGCCCUCCCUCCACUUCGAGGACGUCUACACCCUCGACGACCCGGCCGCCCUGCCCCCAAGGAUUCUCGCCCUCGUCCUCGUCUUCCCCACGACCCCGGCCUACGAGGCCCGAUUGACCGCCGAGGAGGCCGGCGCCAAGGACUGGAUGGCCGGCCAACACGACGAGGAGGACGAGGACGCCGUUUGGUUCAAGCAAACAAUCAACAACGCAUGCGGCCUGUACGCCAUCCUGCACGCCCUGGCCAACGGCCGGGCUAAGGACUUUCUCCGACCCGGCUCCUUGCUGGAUAAUUUGCUGUCCAUCACGGCGCCCAUGGACCCCGCACAAGCGGCCUUGGUCCUGGAGGGCUCCCAGGAACUUGAGGAUGCUUAUGCAUCCAUCGCCACAAAGGGCGACACGGCGGCGCCCGCGAGCGCCGAGGACGACGUCAACUUUCACUACAUUUGCUUCGUCAAAUCACCCGACACGGGCCAUCUCUACGAGCUCGACGGUGACAGGAAGGGACCCGUUGACAGAGGCAUCCUGGACGAGGAAGAAAGGGUGGAUCUAGGAGCCAAGUCUCUGGACCUUGUUCGUCAAUUCAUCGCGCGAGGGGGAGACAAUAUCGGUUUCAACCUCAUGGCCCUGGCCGAGAGGUCAUGA
Molecule: messenger RNA, 813 nt
Organism: Colletotrichum destructivum
Lineage: Eukaryota; Fungi; Ascomycota; Sordariomycetes; Glomerellales; Glomerellaceae
Product: Putative peptidase C12, ubiquitin carboxyl-terminal hydrolase
Exons: 2
Coding region: 1-813 (270 amino acids)
Biological process (GO): protein deubiquitination; ubiquitin-dependent protein catabolic process
Cellular component (GO): cytoplasm
Molecular function (GO): cysteine-type deubiquitinase activity
Source: RefSeq, a predicted model, not a curated record